AUGGAUUUAAUGACAAAUGAAGGGGAGGUUGAAGUUGAAACAAAAUUGCCUGCUUAUUGGAAAUUUAACUCAGGUGCAACCAAAGUUAGUAGCAAGGCUGAUGAUGAGUUGGAAAGGCAGAGGCAGCAUUUCUUCCACCAUUCUGCUCACCUAGAUUCGUCCAAGGCAUUUUCCCUUGCAUUCUUUGCUCAGUGGGUGACAGGAGUCCGAUAUUCACCAUUGGCUGUGAUGAGAAUCCCAUCGGUGGUGUUCUUGGUGGAAUUGUUGGGCAAGCAUUUUAUUCCCGGGAGGAGCACAGGAAGGCAGUUGCUGAGGCCUUUUCCUCUUCUCGUUUCUGGGGCCAAGCUUGAUCUAGCAGGUGGAACAAACUUGGUGAGCAACAGCAACUGGCAUACAGCUUACAAGAACUACCGUGAGGAUUAUGCUAUUCAAUUACAUGGUCAAUCAGUUUGUUAUGGUAUUGACAUUGAGGCUCUUAGUUUCUCAGAUGCUGAGGAGAGCUCCUUUGACUGA
Dovyalis caffra is the source of this 513-nucleotide messenger RNA. The record is from the annotation of a GenBank genome assembly. NCBI's taxonomy places the organism in Eukaryota, Viridiplantae, Streptophyta, Magnoliopsida, Malpighiales, Salicaceae.